Staurois parvus is the source of this 371-nucleotide messenger RNA. The record is from the annotation of a GenBank genome assembly. Lineage: Eukaryota; Metazoa; Chordata; Amphibia; Anura; Ranidae.
CUUGUUAUAUUCACUGUGGAACCUAAGGGGGGAAAGGGGCAUUAUGAUAAAAAAAAAGGCUGUUUGAUCCUGUUUUCUCUGAUCCUCCCCCUUUUCCCUUUUUCUACUGUCCCCAAUCCAUCUGUCGCAGUUAGAGCAAUAGUGGCGAGUCUGCACAUGCUCUGUUUGAUGUGUAUUGCUAGAGAGGUUUUUUUGGGAGGGUUCAUGUGAUUGGCACAGAGCCAAUCAGCACUGUCCAGACAGAGCGUCAGGGGUCAUUGGACGGUCAGAGGAGAAUAGAAACUCCUCCUACAAGAUUAACCAGUACUUAGCCAGACACUGCUUGAAGUCACAAGACUGCUAUAUACUGCUGAUAAAGAAAAGGUAAUUAG